Messenger RNA from Trichophyton benhamiae CBS 112371, 1401 nucleotides. RefSeq lists its product as uncharacterized. Gene Ontology annotation, biological process: regulation of DNA-templated transcription. Gene Ontology annotation, molecular function: zinc ion binding; DNA-binding transcription factor activity, RNA polymerase II-specific. The transcript is spliced from 2 exons. NCBI's taxonomy places the organism in Eukaryota, Fungi, Ascomycota, Eurotiomycetes, Onygenales, Arthrodermataceae. The record is from RefSeq and is a predicted model, not a curated record. Bases 1 to 1401 code for a protein of 466 amino acids.
AUGGCUGCAGUUUAUUUGCCGUCUAUGAAAACUAGGAAGAGAAAUGCCUGUGACAAAUGUCAUAACCUAAAGAGCAAAUGUUUGAGGACCUCAGAGGAUAAUGAAUGCAAGCGAUGUGCAAGACUUGGAUUGGACUGUGUGUACAGUGCACCCUUGCCCCUUGGCCGGCCGAGAGGAAGAAGACGUCUGAAUUCUUCUAACAACACUACCCCAUCCGAUGAUACUAGCUCAUAUAUAGCUUCCUCUGAAGUAUCAUUGAGUCUAGGUACGCUAUCCCUCCUCGUAACUUUCAUGCUUGCUAAUGAGCUCUUAGGCAGCAAUUAUACAUAUCAGAAUAGCGGGGGCGGAGAAGCUCAACAGAACUAUACACCAUCAUUACACAACUCACUCUCUGACCCAGUUGCAUCGAAUAAUGGGCGUAAUUAUGUUGCCCCUCCCCCUCGAUACUAUACAGAUCAGGACAACCGGAGUUUGGCCAUGGACCUCGUCACGAAUAACUUGUCCACCAGUGUCUCAAAUAACCAGCAAAAUAUAACAAACAAUCUUCAGUUUCAAGAUAUUGGCUUCCAAGAUAUUCAAACACAACUGUCCAUCUCCCUCGACCCUGAUUUGUCUGCCACAAUACCGAAUAGCUCCAACAAUGAAAGCUAUCAAGAAGUAUCUUACCGUCGACUUUAUCAAAUUUACCGUCUUCACACUAGGAUUCAGGAUCUAGUCGCUUUCUUUUCUUCCCCGUCUACCCAACCUUUAAUAAACACAGUGUACCCUAACCGUGAUGCAACACUAGCUGAAAUUCUCAGUGCUACUGACGAACUUGUCCAAAUCAUCAGCAUGUCCGGAUCCGAGAUUGAUUUCUGCAGUGAUGUCUCCCAGGAUAGACCAUCGCACUGCCAAUCAUACAACCAGCCGGCCAUCGCCUUCCCUUGUCAUACCAGCCCAAGUUCUCGACCCUUGAGUUUUCCAAUCAUUAUAUCUAGCUACACCAAUCUUCUCCAGAUAUAUGAGCCUGUCAUUACAGACCUAUUCACUUUGAUCCAAAGACUAUCAUCCUCAUCCCCAACCCAACAGCAACGAUGGCACAACAGUCCUACCGGAGUUUCACUCCAAGCACCAGAAAUUCUACCGGGGAGGCUGAGAGUCCUAUCCGACACGGAACCAAAUGUCUAUUUUCUCGCGAGCCUGGUCUCUCAGUCUGUCGAACGACUACGGAAUGCAAUCUGGAGCUAUUUGCGGAUGUUGUUCCCAGAACAACGUAGCCAAAAUCUCAUGUAUGCCACUGCUGUGGGUUCACAUUCCCAGUUAACGGAGAGGGUACCACCAGACAUGCGCUAUAGAGAGCAAAGAAUCUUAGCGUGGCUUCAUGCGGUUAACAACAUGCAAUCAGAGCUAUUAUUAUGCUAG